AGCUGACAUGGUCCUAUCAAGAUUCUGUGGUCCUUAGAUUGAGUCAGUAUUAGGUUGUGUCAGUCAGGGAGCCGAGGUCUAAGUGGUGAGGUCUGUGCACUUAUCACCAUGGUUGAUGCUCGCAGUGGGAAGAGCACCAUGCCGUAUAGUAAGGCUCAAGAGGAGCAGGCCGCCGCCAUCAUAAGAGAGAGAAGGGAGAAGGAGCUCCUUAGGCAGGCAAAGAUGAAGAUGAUAGCCAAGGAGCAGGUGGCGAAGAAGAAGAAGCUGGAGGAGGAGAUGCAAAGAUUGCAGCAAGAGGAGGAAGAGAGAAUGAGAGCUGCAAAGGAAGAAGAGGUUGAAGAGGAGGAGGAGCAGCCGGAAGAAGAGCCCCUCAAACGAAGAAGAUUGGGGGAAGGAGCAGAAAGCAGUGGCACGAAAGAAGACGACCCGUGGGUGGACAGGAGGAUAAGUGAGUGGGUGGCUAAUUUAUCGCUGGGAGAGGACGAAGAGGCGAUGUUGUAUAUACCCCAGGAGGAGAAGGAAGCAGCAAUUAGGGAGAUCGAGGCGACGAGUGACCCCCUAGAAUGCCAGGCCAUAGAGAACGAGAAGAAGUUGGAUUGGAAGUUGCGCCUGGCAAGGGAGAAGAAGAGAAGGACGGAGGAAGCCAACAAGAUGGCCAGAGAGGUGGAAAGUUUACAGACAUGUAGACAAGAGGUAGAGGCCCAGCCUGACAUCCAGGCUAAGUCGCUGAAGCCGGGUCCAGCUAUGGAGCCCAGGUACGUGCUCGACGCUGCAGGGGAGACGGGCGAGGCCUAUCAGACCCGGCUGUUGGACAUGCUCGCCGAGGCCAGGCAACUGUCGGACGCUGCAGCAGCCGCGGCAAAGAAGAAGGCAGAAGACGUAGAGAACGCGCGUCUGCUGGCAAUCGAGCAACAACGCCAGCAGGACGAGGCAGCAGCCAAGGCUGCAAAUGAAGAACGAAUGCAACGACGUGAGAAGAUCUUCAACGGGGAGCGAGCAUUACUCGCAAUGGCAGCGGACUGGCGCACCGAGGCCGAGGAUGGUAAAAUGGAAGAGAGCGAAAGCAAGAUCGCUCUCCUCCUCUCCCAUCUCACGAACCUCCUGGCAACGUGCAUUGCACAACAGGAGGACAUCCACAACCUCGACGCUGCGGUGCAGAAUCACAAACGGGCAUUCCACCAAGUCAACAGCCGCCUCCAGCAACCGGAGCAACAACCCGUCACCACCUCCGUCGCCAGCUCCUCCAACACUUCCGAUCGCCUCAAGGCAUUGGAGAUUGCCUUCAGAGCCCUCAAGGACGACGUGCAGUCACAGCAAUCCGCCACGCAACAACUAGAGCAGCGGAUCUGUGCUGCCGCCGCCAACCCGAGUUCGGCACCACGUGAGACGACUCCAAAGUUCGACGGUCAGGAGAUCUUCUGCGRUUCGACGAAGACGGACCCGRUGUCGUGGUUCCRCAAGUUUGAACUCACGUUGCAGCUACACCACGUCAGCGAGCACAAGCACCAUGCAUACUUAUACUCCCGGUCGGGAGGCGCGUGUCAAGCAUGGUUGGACAACCUCUUGUCCAAGUACGGCGUGGUAGCUGCCGAGUUACACACCAAGAUCAACUGGGACGAUCUAAAGGCAGCGUGGCAUAAGCGGUUCCAAGUAGAGCCGCCAAAGAUCAAGGCCAUGGACAAGCUGAUGACCUUCGAACAAGGCUCGCUGCCCAGUGUCGACUGGAUUGCCGAGUACCAACGCUUGAUAUUCGUCCCAGACAUUCAGAUGGGCUUCAAGGCCAUCAAACACUACAUCUCGAGGUCGUGUCCGUCGUUGGGCAAUGCCUUGACUCACGUCGAGGACACCCUGACGAUGACGGCAGAGCUCUUUGACAAGGCCACGCAGAUUAUUGUCACGAACAAGGAGGCCAAGAACCUCAACAAUUCGUCUGCGACAGGCCCGAGCAGAGACCAGCAUCGGCCGAAAGUGGCCCUGGUCACGGCGGCGACGCCAAACUACCAAACUAGCGAGGCCGUGUCUGCUAAUGAUGAGGACAGACUCGCAGCUGCCCGGGAUGGUGGUCGCCCCGGCAAAGGCCGAGGACACAGCAAACCGAAGACAAACACCACAUUUAUCCCCGGGCCCGACGCAGCAGCUCCAGCCCCAUGUGGGCUGCCCGUCGAAAGGCAAAGGCAAAUCGGGAAACUGAGCGCCGCCGGGAGUGAUUCGACGACACUCUCGACGCCUUCGGAACCGGUCGCUUCAUGGGUGACCGCCCUUCGUUCCGAGGUACAUGCGGAAGUCGAUAGUCUUCCUCUUCUAUAUUCUUUCAAGGACUAUGCUGCCCGGCUCGUUCCUACGCUGGGUACUCAGGCUCAAGGACAAGACGUGUGUGCGGCAUCUUCCCCGUCCGGCAGGGGCAACUUAUCGUCUUCAAGUGAUUCUUCACGGGAUUCGGCGCUCGAGUUCAACAUAGAGGUAUUGGACCCGCUCACGUCCGAGGAUUUCGCAUGGCUUUCUCUCCCGACCACGGGCCGCUUGCCGGGACCUCAAUGCGCAACACUAUGCGCCCGUCUUCACACGUAUCUAUCCUUCUAUGCACCACCAACUUCGCCAGCGGAGGACGAAGUUGCGGUGGGGGACAUCCUUGCGUAUGUUACCAAGGUGGCCCGCGAGUUUCGCAAGCAGUGGUACGAUGACAACAAUGCACCGCUCCUCUAUGUCCGCAUCCAAGUUGGGCAAGCGUCCUGCAGCGCUUUGCUAGAUAGCGGCGCGUCUCGCAAUUUCAUGAGCCAAGCCUUUAUGCAAAGGGUUGGCCUUGGCGCACAAGUUCGAAGGAAGGCAAACCCUAUGGCGAUCAAGUUGGCGGACGGAAGGACGCAGCAACUUCUCAACCGCUACAUCGCGGCCGUACCGGUGUAUUUCGCACCUCAUGCACGCGAACCGGUGACGUUCGACAUUUUGGACACGGACUUCGGCAUUAUUUUGGGAAUGCCUUGGCUUGCAAGUGCGGAUCACACGGUCAACUUCCACUGGCGGGCUCUUACCGUUCGCGACGCCUUCGGUGCCGAAGUGCCGUGUACCAUUCCUCUUCCGCACCCUUCGAUCCGGUACCAAGUGGUGACGACCAAGUCGUUCCGGGCUACUUGUGCUUACGAGCAGCCCGACGAGAUAGACCUAUGCUUCCUACGGACCGUCGCGGUAGCCGACUCUUCACCCACAGACUCAUCUUCGGACCCCCAUGUGGUGCGGUUGCUUGACGAGUUCGCGGACAUCUUCGAGUCACCACCGGUGUGGUGCCGGAUCGACCGAUCUCUCACGAGAUCAUUCUUGAGGACGGUGCCGUGCCGCCGAAAGGUUGCAUUUAUUGCAUGAGCGAGGAGGAGCUUACGGUUCUCCGCGCACAACUCGAUGAUUUGUUGAACAAGGGUUGGAUCCGCCCUAGCAACUCCCCUUAUGAAGCACCCGUUCUCUUCGUACGGAAGAAGAACAAGGAUCUACAACUAUGUAUCGGCUACCGCAAGCUCAACGCGCAAACCGUCAAGAAUGCGGGCCUCUUCCUCAUAUUGACGAUCUUCUUGAGCGAUUGGGCGACGCAAAGUAUUUUUCCAAGUUCGAUCUGAAGUCGGGCUAUCAUCAGAUUUCGGUCCGCCCGGAGGAUCGCUACAAAACCUCAUUCAAGACGCGGUAUGGGCAUUUUGAGUGGAUAGUCAUGCCUUUUGGCCUCACCAAUGCCGAGGCGACCUUCCAAGCGGCGAUGACCAACAAAUUUUAUGCGAUGCU
Messenger RNA from Chara braunii, 3765 nucleotides. Lineage: Eukaryota; Viridiplantae; Streptophyta; Charophyceae; Charales; Characeae. The record is from the annotation of a GenBank genome assembly.